AACAUUGGCCCAGAUUUUCGUUCGGAUUAAGGAAAUGAGUUAUUCAUAUUAAGAACGGUUCACUGCGACUCUUGACAAUCUCGUCCAUCCGCUCAAUUAUGUCAGCUCUCAUCCUCUCUUCUAUAUAUCCGUUUAUGUUUAUAAAAUUCGAUCUGUCAAGAAACUGAUGAAGUGUUUGAGACUAAAAAAUUAUUCCAUUUUGAUGUCAUGGCUCGUCCGUCGUGCAUUUUUUCUUCCAUCAUCUUCUUGCUCAUUUUACUGAGCGUCGGUGUUCUGGUGUUCGUUCUAAAAUUCCAACAUUCGGCCGAGACCUCUCCCCGUCCCGCAACAACACGCAUCAUGAUGCAGUCUGAUUCGGUGAGCACCGAACCUUACGACGAUCCCCACGAACCCUGGCUGGACUUCAGACUGCCCACCCACGUCGUCCCCUCGCACUACGAUCUUCUUCUCUAUCCACAGCUCGAAAACGACACGUUUUUCGGGACGGUCAACAUAACGGUCAGCGUGAACCGUGACACCCGGUAUUUUAUUGUCCACGCGCAUCGUCUGACUAUUACCGAGUGCGGAGUCUAUGAUCCCCGCACGGGGGAUGGUUUGAUACUGGAAAAGCACUUCACUUACGCCCCCAACGAAUAUUUUGUUCUGGAGACGCGGCAGAGAUUGAGGACUGGAAGAUACAUUCUGAGGUUUGAGUUUUCCGGAAACCUGACCGGGAGUAUCGUUGGAUUCUACAAGAGCAACUACCGUAAUCGCUUGAAUGAAAGUCGAUCAUUGGCUACUUCUAAAUUUCAACCCACAUAUGCUAGAAGGGCUUUUCCUUGUUUUGAUGAGCCAAGUUUUAAAACUACUUUCUCCGUUUCUCUGAUGCACAGUCCAAAUUAUAUAGCCCUCUCUAAUAUGCCAGUCCAAGCAACAAAACCCAGACAAAAUUCCAGCCUAGUUGUGACGACAUUCCAAAAAUCCGUUCCCAUGGUGACGUAUCUGGUAUGUUUCAUUGUAUGCGAUUUCAAGUCGACGCAAACAACGGCAAAUGGGAAACAAUUCAGAGUGUAUUCUUCCGCAGACCAAGUCAACAAGACCAAGUACGCACUAAAGUUCGGUGCAAGGGUAUUGGAGUAUUACGAGACCUAUUUCAAUAUUGAAUAUCCCUUACCCAAACAAGACAUGAUUGCCAUUCCUGAUUUUGUAUCGGGUGCGAUGGAGCAUUGGGGUAUCAUCACUUUCAGGGAAACCUCUCUGCUGUACGAUGAAUCCAAGUCCAGUCCAUCUCAACUUCAGAGGAUCUCUGCUGUCAUAUCACACGAAAUGGCACACAUGUGGUUUGGGAAUCUGGUGACAAUGGAGUGGUGGGACGAUGUGUGGAUCAACGAAGGAUUUGCCAGCUACGUCGAAUACAAAGGAUUGCAAGAUCAACAUCCUGAAUGGGACAUUAUGUCACAGUUUGUGUCUGAAGAUUUACAGCCAGUCAUGAAUCUGGAUUCAACUAUGAGUUCUCAUCCUAUAGUUCAAUCCGUCAAACAUCCUGACGAAAUAACGGCGAUAUUCGACAGCAUCUCAUACAAAAAGGGAGCUUCUAUUUUGAGAAUGAUGGAAUUCUUCAUAGGGGAAGAAAAUUUUAGAAAUGGAAUAUCUAAUUUCUUGAGGAAACACAAGUACAAGAAUGCUAAGACACUCGAUCUGUGGAAUGAACUUUCAGCAGUUUAUGACUCUCCUCCGGUUAAUCACACUAUUUUAGAAAUGAUGAAAACAUGGACGGAACACAUGGGUUUCCCAUGCGUCACUAUUGACAGAGAUGGUGAAUAUUUCGUAGCCCAUCAGAAGAGAUUUUUGAAAAACGAAGAACUUCAUACCAACACCACUAAAGACGAUUCCAGUUGGAGUAUUCCCUUGAGUUAUGUCACAGCGAAUGGAGAGAAAGGGAUCAUAUGGAUACACGACCAUCAAAAAAUUAAAUUUACCCUCAACAGCACUGAAUGGGUUAAAUUUAAUAUCAACCAGACUGGCUUCUAUGUGGUCAACUAUUCGAGAACUGACUGGCAGAAACUGAUAGAAUUAAUGCAUUCUAAUCACGAGGUUCUCACCCCGUCUGACAGAUCCAACCUACUCUUCGAUUCAUUUCUCCUUGCUGAAGCUGGAUACGUGGGAUUUGAAGUUUUUCUCUCCCUCACCAACUAUCUGAAAAAGGAGAGACACUUGGUUCCGUGGUAUACAGCGUACACGGCAAUCGUCAAACUCUGCCACCUUCUGAAAUUUACUGACACUAACAUUCUUCUAAAGAAUUAUAUCAGAGAUCUGACGGAUGAAUUGUACAAAGAUCUCGGUUGGGAAUCGUCAGAGAAUCAUCUGCAGGACAUGUUGAGGACGACUGUUAUUGGUCUGGCCUGCUACAGCGGUAAUCAAGAUUGCUUGACCCAUGCGGCUGAACUCUUUCAAAACUGGACACGUGGACAUGACCUGUCUUCGAACUUGAGAAAGAUCGUUUUCCGCUAUGGAAUGGCAGAGAUUGGAAAAGAGGAACACUGGAAUUAUAUGUGGAGUAAAUAUCUGACAGAGGAAUCAGCAGCCGCACGUGGGACAUACCUUUAUGGACUCGCAUGCACAAAAAUAACUUCGCUCUUACACAGGUAUAUUGAAUAUGCUAUGGAUGAGAAGAAUGUUAGAAGCCAAGAUUUUUUUGGUGUUUUGAUUUCCAUUGCGGGAAAUUCGAUGGGGAGAACUCUUGUAUGGAAUUUCGUGCGAGAAAAUUGGCCGAGGCUCGUUGAAAGAUUCACGCUCAACGAUAGAACUAUGGGUUUUGCCAUCAAAGCAAUCUGCAGUUAUUUCACAACACCUGCUGAGUUGGAAGAGAUGAAGUCUUUCUUCGCCGAAUAUCCUGAUGCGGGCGCCGGUAAAAGAGGUCGUCAGCAAGCCUUGGAGACGGUGCAAAAUAAUAUACGAUGGCUCAAAACCUACAAAGAGAGCAUCAAAGCUUGGCUUGAAAAGUCGAUUCCCUGGUAUCAUCACCGUUUGCCCUCCUAUAUCGUUCCAGAACAUUAUGACCUACUCUUGCACCCCAUGCUAGAAGAGUCUCGAUUCAGGGGCACCGUAGCCAUCACAGUAGAGCUGCAAAAACCGAGUGAUGUGUUCAUAGUUCACGCCAAGGGACUGAACGUCACCCAUCAGAGCAUUCUGUCAGAUGGAAAGAAUAUCUCCCUGGUUGAUGUCUUCCAGCACGAAGAAAACGAUUAUCUGGUUCUUAAGGUUGAAGAUGAACUAUCCGUCGGAGAGUAUAAGUUAUACUUUGAAUUUGAAGGUCUCUUGUCUCUGUCUUUGCAGGGUUUAUACAGAAGUUCCUAUUUUGACCCGGUACUUCAAGAGAGAAGUUAUUUAGCAACGACGCAGUUUGAACCGACCUCCGCCCGUGAAGCCUUUCCUUGUUUUGACGAACCUCACUUCAAGACGACAUUCAAUAUCAGUGUCUUACACACCUCCACCUACUUUGCUCUCUCCAACGCUAUCCUCAAAAGCAAAUCGAGUGAGAAUAACGGCUUGAUUCUGAGCGAGUUUGAAGAGACUCCCCCUAUGGUGACCUAUUUACUCUGUGUUGUUGUCUGUGAUUUUCAGUACAGAGAGACUUUCACUGAAAGCGGCAUACGAAUGAGAGCCUACUCUGCACCCCAUCUUAUAGACAAAACUGAAUUUGCAUUAAACAUAAGCAGCAAAAUACUGGUUUACUUCGAGAAAUAUUUCAACAUUUCUUUCCCGUUAAAGAAAUUAGACAUGAUAGCUGUGCCAGACUUCCUACCGAAUGGAAUGGAGAAUUGGGGUUUAAUUACUUACGAUGAGGAGAUAAUGAUUGUCGACAAUGAAGCACCAGAUUCCAAGAAGCUCUCAUCCGCCUCCAUUAUUGCACACGAAUUAGCGCACAUGUGGUUCGGAGAUCUGGUGACUAUGGAAUGGUGGAAUGAUUUGUGGCUGAACGAAGGAUUCGCUACAUUUGUAUCCUGGAAGGGUACGCAACACGCAUUUCCCCAUCUUUAUUCGGUGCCGGGGAUGAAGAGCGUGUGUUUUGCGAUGGAGAAUGACCAGUUCAUUCAUUCGCAUCCUGUAGUGCAGAGCGUGACGCGAGUCACAAGUGACAUAUUCGACAGCAUCGCCUACAGUAAAGGUUCUUCAAUUCUGAGAAUGCUGGAAAGUUAUAUGGGGGAUGAUUUCAGAAAAGGUGUUACGAAUUAUUUGAAAAAGUAUUCUUUCAAAAAUGCACGAACGGAUGACCUGUGGAAAGAAUUUUCUGCCGCUUCAAAAGAGAAAGUGGAUAUUGGGAGCAUAAUGGAUACAUGGACAAAGCAAAUGAAUUAUCCAUACAUUACAGUGAAACGGAGUGCAGACCAUCACAUCACCCUUCAACAGAACAGGUUCCUGCUCGAUCCCCUCCACAGACAAUCCUCUCCUUUCAACUGGAAAAUUCCGAUCUCUUUUAUAACUUCGACUCGUCAAAAUGUUACCUUCUUACUUCUGGAUUCGAAAGAUGAAGUGAGUGUACAUGUUGAUCAAUCCGAUUGGUUCAAGUUGAACGUCAACUUCACUGGAUACUAUUCUGUGAAUUACGAGGAAGCUGAAUGGAGGAACUUCAUCCAGAUGAUGGAAAUCAACCACACUGUGAUAAGCUCCACGGACAGAGUCAACCUACUUUUUGACGCCUUUAACCUUGCUGAAGCUGGCCUCUUGGACUAUUCAGUGCCACUGAAUCUCACUCGUUACCUCAAGAAGGAAGAAUACCACGAGGCCUGGCGUCUUGUCCUGAGUAAAAUGACCAGCAUCAGACAGUAUUUCAUCAAUGAUCGCGAAAUGUGGCACAUGAUAAAGGAAUACGUAAGGAGUCUAAGUAAAGAUCUCUACAAGAAAAUUGGUUGGAAUGAAACUGGAAAUUACUUGCAAAGAGAGCUGAGAAAAGAAGUGCUAAAAGCUGCAUGCGACAACAACAACUAUGACUGCCUUGAAAGUGCUGCCACAUCAUUCAAACGAUGGAUGAAGGGAGAAAAACUGAGUCCUGAAUUGUCUUCAUUAGUUUACGAGUAUGGGGUGAGAUAUUUGAACGAUGAAGAAUCAUUCCUGUUCCUGUGGAAUAGUUAUCUGGAAGAAACCGAUCCAUUUGAAAAAUCCAUUUUCAUCCACUCCUUGCCUACCGUCAAGAAUAUUUCCAUUUUAGAGAGAUUGGUGAGGUUUUCAAGGAACGAAUCAUAUUUCAGGAAGAGUUGGCAAGUGUCCAUGCUGAUCAAUCUGGCUAAAAAUCCUAAAGGUCAUUCACUCGUUGCCAAUUACAUAUUUCACAACUGGACUGAUCUUGUCAGGUCAUAUGGAAUUUCAAGAGUAGAAAAAUUGGCUUUCGAUGUAUUCAGUCAAUACCAAUCAGAAAAAGAUCUAGAUAAAGUGCGUGAAUUUUACGGGAAGAGGAGGACAUUGAAAGAGAUGGAAAGAUUGCGGUCUCGGACAUUAGAAGCUAUACGCCUGCGCAUUAAGUGGCACAUCAAUUUCCGAAGCACAGUUGCCAAGUGGUUUCAAGACAACGUUUACAUGCCCUGGUCAAGUAUGAGACUACCGAGGCACAUAAAACCUUCAAAGUACGACAUAGUGUUGAAGCCCAAUGUCUCGAAGGGAUCCCUGGAGGGUGAAGUAAGGAUUGAGUUGAUGGUCACUCAAGAGACGGACUACAUCCUUCUCCAUCAGAAUGGUCUGAAGAUCACACAUACUGAAUGUCCAUCUGCAGCAGUGGACGAGGCAUUUCCACACAAGAAGACCGAUUUCUGGGUGAUUCGUUUCAACCAGACCAUUCUUCCGGGAAACCACCUCCUCCACCUCAACUUCAAGGGAAGUUUUUCACUCGAUGGAAUGGGUGUCUACCACUACACCCACAGAAUAACUGGAGAAAAGCGAACUUUGUUGGCAACUCAGUUUGAAGCCACCUAUGCCAGGCGAGUCUUCCCAUGCUUCGAUGAGCCCGAUUUCAAAGCUUCUUUCAAGAUAAGCAUCAUUCACGACGAAAACUACACAGCACUCUCCAACAUGCCUCAACAGAGCAGAGAAGAAAUGGGUGAAAAUCUUGUGAAAACCGUGUUUCAGGAAUCUGUGAACAUGUCUACAUACCUCGUCUGUUUCGUUGUUUCGGACUUUGAUUACUUAGAAACAGAAUACAAGGGAAAACCCGUGAGGGCCUAUGCACCCCCCGACAGAAUACAGGAAGCUGACCGUAGUCUUAAGUUAACUGUCAAGUUCUUAGAGAUACUGGAAGAUUUCUUCGAUGUACCCUACCACCUUCCCAAGCUUGAUUCAGUGGCUAUUCCAAGUUAUACAGUACCUGGGAUGGAACACUGGGGAAUCAUCACUUACAACGCCAAACGAUUUCUGGAAGAUGGGAACUUGACAUCUCAUCAGAUGAUUGUAGAAAGGGACAGAGUGAUUGCCCACGAAUUAGUACACCAGUGGUUCGGCAACCUGGUGACAAUGAAAUGGUGGAAUGAUGUGUGGUUAAACGAAGGAGUGGCCACCCUUAUCAUGUAUGUACCGCUGGGAAAAUACUAUCCCGCCAUUACAGAAGUGGAUGUUCGAAAGGUGUCAAAAAUGAUGUGCACGGAUUCAAAUAUUGAUUCUAAUCCGAUACUUCGAAAUGUCACAACACCCAAAGAGAUAUCGGAAAUUUUCGAUGCCAUUUCAUAUGAGAAGGGAGGUGCGGUGAUGAAAAUGCUCCAACACACAUUAAAAGAUGACUUUAGGAAGGGAUUGACGAGUUUUUUGAAGAAAUAUGCCUUCAAGAAUGCUGACACGAAUGAUCUUUGGGAGGAGUUGAUGAACACAUCUUCUAAACAGAGAAAUGAUGUGAGUAUAGCAGAAAUGAUGGAUACCUGGACUCGACAGAUGGGUUUUCCCUAUGUGCAACUGAAGAGGCAGGGAUCCAAGCUUUAUGCUGAGCAGCGUUGGUUUCUUCGAAAAAUAUCAGACACUUCGGCUGAGGAGAUAGCUGAGAAACCAAAGUUUUCAAGAUAUGGAAUGAAAUGGAAGAUUCCUCUUGUUUAUAAAAAUCUCAACACAGGAAAAGAAGAAACACUCUGGCUCAUUGAUAGAAACGCUACUUUUGAUAUCGAUGCUUCAGAUGAGGAUGUCGUCAAAUUUAAUCCAGAUUUUGUCGGUUUUUACGUUGUGAAGUAUGAUUCGAAAGACUACUCCCGACUGGGGAAAAAACUCAUGGAUAACCACGAGGAGUUGAGUACGACUGAUCGCUACAAUGUGCUGCAUGACGCAUUCUUGCUGGCAGAGACAGAUCGAUUGACUUACGACGUUCCCAUGGAACUCACCAAGUACCUGAGGAGAGAAAGAGAAGCUCUACCCUGGACACUACUCAGGGAUCACUUCAUCUACUUCCUGAGGAUGCUUCAGGGAACAUCGCAAACAGUCACCAUGCUCAAAGAAUACGUUCAAAGAUUGACUUAUGACCUUUACGAGGAAUAUGUCUGGAAUACAGGAAGCAAAAGUUAUUUCCAAAACAGAAAAACAAGCCUUGGAAGUUGUUCUUACACAUACCCGGAUCUGGAAUUUGUACCAACCAUUGUUGACUUAGCCUGCAGAACUGGCAACCAAAAAUGUCUUCACACAAUGCAUCAAGAGUUGCAGCUGUGGAUGCUUAAACAAAACACAUCGGCUGAUCUCUCAUUCAUCUUUAAAGUGGCUGUACCUCAUUACGGUAAUGAGACUCUCUGGCAGUUUCUAUACGAAGAGUUCAUUGAUAAUGAAACUUCAUACGAUGAGAAACUUCUAUUGGCAGAAGGACUCGUUGCCUUCACCGAUCCUUCCCUCAUCUCCAAGACUCUCGAUGUUAUGAUGUGGCAUCCCAAUCUCGAUGUCAGUUUGAUUCGAGCUCUCUUUCAAGGAUUGGGGGAUAAUCCAAUCGCCCUACCUAUUCUUUGGAACUAUGCAAAGAGUCAUUGGCUAAUCAUCCUAAACAGGUUAGAAGCCAGCAACAGCCCUACUGUUGGAAUAUCGGUAUUUUGUGAUAACUUCAAAACAUUGAGUUAUUUAGGCGAAUUUGUUGGAUUUUUGAAGCGAAUUCCUAUGAUUAAUGACUUUGUAAUGAGUGGAUGUAUGGAAGAGAUACAGAGUGCCAUCAACUGGUCUGAGAAAUAUGAGGAAACUUUAAAAGAUUGGGUGAACACAAUGCAGUCUCUUGUGAUAUGAAGCUCAACUUUUGAUCCAAAUUUCAGAGGCAUUAUUUAAUUAUAUUUCUGUUAUCAACUUAUUUUAAAUAAUUUUGUCCGGAUAACAUCAGGGAAAGUUAAAUUUUUUUAAGAAUAAUAAAAUUCAUUUCUCAAUUUUUAGAACGUUAGAGAACAUUCUUACUAGAUUUUGUUUGACCGUAUUGAUUAAACUGCGCUGAUCCGAUUCUCGUUUUCAAAAUUUAUUGUUCGAAUAAAUGUUUUAUUUUGAAGAAAAAAUUACAAUUUAAAACCAGUAGCUUUGGAAUGAAUUUUUUUAGUUUAUAAAUUAAGUUUAUUUUCAAAUUUUUUUUAUUCCAUUCAAAGUAGUUUAUUUACGACCAAAGGACUUUUUCGGCUGUGAUAAUUCAAAGAGCGCUCCAAAAACACCAGGUCAGAGUACACGCCAUUUUUUUUUAACGAUCUGUGAAGAAAAAAAAUUUAUGCUUCCUAUACUCAUUCCAAAUGUCUGUCAUUAAAGAAGUUCAAUGUUUUUUUUAACUCAAGUGAUUAGAUGACGUCAGCAGACGUUACCAAAAAAAAUUAUUUCUUUUUGUUUUCUUCAUAUUUUUUUCUUUCUAUUUCCAAGUUAUUUCAAGUGUUUGUUUCAUGUAUAAAAAAUAGUUUAAUGAAUGUGUUUAUAAAAUGAAACACCUUUAAGCUACAGAAUUGUAUUUUUAACGCGACAAUUUGACAUUUAACGUAUCAAAGUCAUUGAUGUCUAUGAACAAACUUUCUGUCAUGUGUAUAUAAUAUUAAUGUUUUGGAAUCAAACUAAUAAACAUUUUUGAAAAAAUUAA
This is a messenger RNA of Parasteatoda tepidariorum (common house spider), 9022 nucleotides long. RefSeq lists its product as uncharacterized. Gene Ontology annotation, molecular function: metalloaminopeptidase activity; zinc ion binding; peptide binding. Gene Ontology annotation, cellular component: membrane; cytoplasm. Gene Ontology annotation, biological process: proteolysis; peptide catabolic process. The record is from RefSeq and is a predicted model, not a curated record. NCBI's taxonomy places the organism in Eukaryota, Metazoa, Arthropoda, Arachnida, Araneae, Theridiidae.